CUGCGAGGCCGCGCUCAGGGGCCCAGAAGCGGGGUCUGGAUCCGGCGCAUCCCUGUGACCUUGUGUGACUUCUGGAGCUGUGGCAGCCCAGCCUCACCGUGGGUGUCCGGGAAGGAGGCGUCCUGGCCCCUCCCCUCGCGCUACCUCCAGAGGCGUCGAACCAGCCGGAGAGGGACUGGGGGGCAGGGAGGGGCCUGGAGGACAGGGCGAUUCCUCCCUGCCCCUACCGAGGGACUUCGCCAAAGUUCUGCCGCCGCGGCUCAGCCGGGCACAUCCUGACCGGCAGGAGACAGGCAGGGGGACAGGCUCCGCUCACACUCACUCCCCGUCCCCUCCGCCCAGCACCGCAGCGUCGGCAGUUCCAUCCCUGUCUCCCGGGUCCCGCGCCCCGCGCCCCGAGCUCCGCACAGGGUCCUCGAUGACCGUCACCUACACGGCGCGGGUGGCCAACGCCCGCUUCGGAGGCUUCUCGCAGCUGCUGCUGUUGUGGCGCGGCAGCAUCUACAAGCUGCUCUGGCGCGAGUUGCUGACUUUCCUUGGGCUCUACAUGGUGCUGAGCGCCACCUACCGGUCCGUCCUUGCCGAAGAGCAGAAGCGCUAUUUUGAGAAGCUUGUCAUUUACUGUGACCAGUAUGCCAGCCUCAUCCCGGUCUCCUUCGUGCUAGGCUUCUACGUGACGCUGGUGGUGCACCGCUGGUGGAACCAGUACCUAUGCAUGCCGCUGCCCGACGCGCUGAUGUGCGUGGUGGCAGGGACCGUGCACGGGCGCGACGAUCGCGGCCGCCUCUACCGGCGCACGCUCAUGCGCUACGCCGGUCUCUCCGCGGUGCUCAUCUUGCGGUCAGUCAGCACCGCGGUCUUCAAGCGCUUCCCCACCAUAGAUCACGUGGUCGAGGCGGGAUUCAUGACCCGCGAGGAGCGCAAGAAGUUCGAGAACCUGAACUCCUCUUACAACAAGUAUUGGGUGCCCUGCGUGUGGUUCUCUAAUCUGGCCGCGCAGGCCCGACGCGAAGGCCGCAUUCGCGACAACAGCGCCCUCAAACUGCUCCUCGAGGAGCUGAACGCUUUUCGGACCAAGUGUGGGAUGCUCUUUCACUACGACUGGAUCAGCGUGCCCCUCGUCUACACACAGGUGGUGACCAUCGCGGUGUACAGCUAUUUCCUGGCCUGUCUCGUGGGCCGGCAGUUCCUGGACCCGGCACAGGGGUACAAGGACCACAACCUGGACCUGUACUUUCCCGUCUUCACCUUGCUGCAGUUCUUCUUCUACUUUGGCUGGCUCAAGGUCGCAGAGCAGCUCAUCAACCCCUUCGGAGAGGACGACGACGACUUUGAGACCAACUUCCUCAUUGACCGGAACUUCCAGGUCUCCAUGCUCGCGGUGGACGAGAUGUACGAUGACCUGGCCACGUUGGAGAAGGACCUGUACUGGGACGCGACCGAGGCGCGGGCCCCCUACACGGCUGCCACCGCCUUUCUGCUGCAGCAGCCUUCGUUCCAGGGCUCCACCUUCGACAUCGCGCUGGCCAAGGAGGACAUGCAGUUUCAGCGGCCCGACGGCUCGGAGGGCCCCCUCGGAGAGGUGCACGGCGACUUCCUGCAGCGCCUCCUGCCAACUGGCGCGGGAACGGCCUUACUGGGCCGGCGCCUGUCACUGCUGCGCCGCAAGAACAGCUGCGUGUCGGAGGCGUCCACCGCCGCCAGCUGCGCGUGCGCAUGUGCCCCCGACGGCGCGGCCCUCGACUGUGGCUGCGCAGACCCGCUCCUGGAACCCGCGUCGCGGGAGCCGGAACUUGAGCCCCCCACCUGCUCUGAGUCGGUGGUGCCCUCACCGGCCCCCGAUGCCUUCUCUGGACCCCCUCUCCCGGGGCCCCGUGCCCCAGCGCCUCCCUGGCUGCCCAGCCCUAUUGGCGAGGAGGAGGAGAACUUGCCCUGAGCUCCUGGGGCCAGGCAUCCCAAGGAAGAGACCCAAGCCCACCUGCCCCAGGCCAGGCUGCAUAAAACUGCUGUGCCUGCACAGAGGCUGCAUCCACAGGCUGCAUGGAUCUGGCCCAGCCGCUUCAUUUGGUUUUUUUUUUUGUUUUUGUUUUUGUUUUUUUUUUUUUGGUUUGUUUUACUAUGUAGUUCCCUCUCCCAGGCCUUGAAUUCACCUGUGACCUUGAACUCAUGGAGGUCCUCCUGCCUCAGCCUCCCAAAUCCUGGGAUUACAGCCUGUGCCACCACACCCAGCUCUCUUGGGCUGCUUUGUGCAGCCAGUUCUUAAGGCCAGGUCCACUUCCCAGCCCUACUGCCUCAGCAGCCACUGGGAGUAUGUCCUGCCUGAGUUCUUCCUUUCCAGCAGACAAGAGUGCCUCCUUUCAAAGCUGUCCUGAAGAUGAAAUGCUGAUUUUAAAGCAUUUGAUGUGUAGUAGGUGCUCAAUAAAUCGUGUGUGUUUACUAUUA
Molecule: messenger RNA, 2442 nt
Organism: Cavia porcellus (domestic guinea pig)
Lineage: Eukaryota; Metazoa; Chordata; Mammalia; Rodentia; Caviidae
Gene: Best2
Product: bestrophin 2
Exons: 10
Coding region: 419-1936 (505 amino acids)
Molecular function (GO): chloride channel activity
Source: RefSeq, a predicted model, not a curated record